UGUUUCAAGCUGUUGAACUUAUUGCAGUGGUUUGCAAGAAUUAGCCAGAGUUUGAAUUGUAUAAAAAUGAAACUAACUACAUGUUGUACUGACACACAGAUGUUUAAUAAACAGAUAGAAUUGAAGUUUGAGAUGUUAUUAGAAGAAUGUAAUUCAGAAAAGUUAAUUUUGAUUGGUACACCAUUGGAAAAUCUGCCAUUAAAUUGUGAUGGGUUACCAUUUAUUGUGCAAAAAAUAUAUGAUUAUAUAGUGGACUAUGGCAUAUAUGAAGAAUGUUUAUUUGAUAAAGCAUAUUCUAACAAUAUACAAAAAGCAAAUAUUAUAAAUGCUUAUGAAUUAGUGAGUGGACCCGAUAUCAAUUGUAGAACAAUAAUGGAUGUUGAUGCAGUAGAUGUUGCAACAGUAUUGGUCAUGUGGCUUUAUUUCUUACCUAAACCAUUGAUAUCUCCUAAACUAUAUUCAAUGAUUUGUGAUCUCAACAUCAAUAAAAAAUAUAGAGAGAUUAUUAAUUCCAUGGAUAAUAUCAGCAUACUAACUUUACAACGAAUAAUGGAUAUUGUUGAUUCUUAUGGAAGACAACACAAAUCUUACAAGGAAAAACUAGUAUAUCUUUUCACAUUACUUUUAACAAAACAUGUUGUUAAUCCUAGCCAAAAUAAUGCAUUACAGUUUAUGGACAAUUUAAAAAAUGUUUUAAUAGAAGCAGAAAUUGAAAAUAGGAUGUUUCAUAAUAAAGCAUGUUUAGUAAUAAAAGAAAAUCUCAGUCGAGAUGCAAAUGUUUACAAUAAAAAUAAUUUAUGUAACAAAAAGACUCUAUUUUGCAGGUUGUUGAGUGAUGAUGGAAUGCAGUUGAAUAAUGGUUCCACUGAGAUAAAUGACUCUAUGAUAUGUAAUGCAUUGAAGAAGUCCAGUAGCUGUAACCUAGAAAGUUUAAGUACCAAAGAAAAUGAUCCAUAUAAUUCAGUUGCCAAUAGUUUAUUAUUAGAUAAGGAUAAUUCAAAAGUUGAAUCAUGCACACAAUUAUCUGAUGGUCAAGAUAGUUUAGUUUGCGAAGUUGAUGAGUUGUCAUAUAGUCCUCAAAUUGAUGAAAUGAGAAGUAUAGAAAGGACAAUGCAGACUCAUUCUAGAAGUGUUAUGAAACGGAUUAAAAAAAAACCCAUAAGGAGUCAUGUGGAGAGAAUUUUAAGAUCUGGGUUUUUGUCAAAUGAAGACAGUUUGUUAUUGAAAAAUACAUUAGAGUUGAUGAAAAUUCUGUCAAAAAUUAAAAAUGUUCAAAAUCAAAUCAACGUCCAGAAAAGAGAGUGGGAAGAUGAGUUUGGUUGUGCAAAUAAAAAUGACAAACAUUUUUUAAACAACCGACUUGAGUUAUUGAUUAAUCAGAAAAAUCAUUAUUUAACGAAAACUGGACUUUCAUAUGGAAGAUCUUACAAUCGUACAGUUCUUAAUCUUAAAAAUGCCCGAAAAGAAGCUUUCAAGUUACAUGAAGAUGAAAAAAUGAAUAAGAUAAGUCAUAAUGAAAACAGUGAAAAAUUAAUUUCGGACAUUUACAAUAUUCAAGUAGUUCUUGAUUAUUUAGAAAAUAAUUGUGGAGGUAAAGAGCUGCCGUGGAGGUCAAGUAAAGGUUGUCCAGGUUAUAGAAGGAAGAUAAAAAAACAGUUAAAUUGUGUAACAGUUGUAUCUGAUCUACAAACAAUAAGUGAACAUGAAGUGAUGGAAACCAUACCACAACCAUUAUUUAUACAUACAGAGCAUUCUGAUUUGCUCUAAUGGUUGAUAAACUGUAAUAUGUAUACGAGUUUAAUUCACUUAUUAGAAUUUUAUUCUUUUAAUUUUAUUUAUAAAUAAUUUUGUUACUUUAAAACUAUAUAUUUUCUAUUAAUUUUAACCUUGCUAGAAACUAAUAGUAUGAUUUAUCAAGACUUGUAAUUGGUGCCUUUAAAAUUUUAUAUUCUACAGUUUAUACAUAAAUACAUU
Messenger RNA from Sipha flava (yellow sugarcane aphid), 1974 nucleotides. RefSeq lists its product as uncharacterized. NCBI's taxonomy places the organism in Eukaryota, Metazoa, Arthropoda, Insecta, Hemiptera, Aphididae. Gene Ontology annotation, biological process: signal transduction. The record is from RefSeq and is a predicted model, not a curated record. The transcript is spliced from 13 exons. The annotation marks the transcript as partial.